Molecule: messenger RNA, 2358 nt
Organism: Laccaria bicolor S238N-H82
Lineage: Eukaryota; Fungi; Basidiomycota; Agaricomycetes; Agaricales; Hydnangiaceae
Exons: 9
Coding region: 1-2358 (785 amino acids)
Source: RefSeq, a predicted model, not a curated record
AUGCCACCCCAUACCCGUGCCGACGACAAGGCCUCGCGCAGCGGCCAUGUAUGCGCCCAUUCGCCUGUCCGCAAGCGAGGACUGUCCAACGCUGGUGACCAGGCAAGCAAGCGCCAGAAGAAACAUCAGGAGGAACCCGACGACACGCCCGCACAGCCUGAAGCAAUGCAGGAGGUGGCGAGAGGAACGAAAACAGGGAAGAAGAGAGGGGGGAAGACAAAGAAGGGGAAGAAAACGAGGAAAAUGAGCACCGACAAGGCUGCUGAGGACGCCAGCCAGGCAUCUCCUGCCAAACUCACCCCGGCCGAGCGAAAGCUCGUCACAAGUGGCAUCACCAUUGCCCCCCCAGAACGAAUCCGCGAUCCCAAGGCGUCCCAUAUGCCGCCCCUGCCAACUAUCGCUAGCGCCCGGGUGCAUCGUCACGACAAUGAUGCCCCCAUGAAGGAGCCACAGAUGGACGACGAGGACGACAAUACCACCAGCUCGGAAACGAGCAGCGAGGACGACGGUGGUGCCAACGAGGACAGCAGCAGUGCCAGCCAGGACAACGACAACGACAGCAAUGGGGAUGACAACGAAGACGACGCCAACGAAGACGACAAUGACAAUGAUGGGGACGACAAUGAAGACGACGCCCAUGUCAACGCUGACAGCGGCAACGACCAUGCGGACAGCAAAGCCAGCAACGGAGACAGCGGGGACGACAACGCCAGUGACGAAGAAGACCAAGAUGACAGCAACAACGAAGACAACGCCAAUGCCAAUACCAACACCACAGGCGCCGACACCAGCACCCACGGCUCUAACGCCAACGCCAACGCCUGUGCCAGCACCAACAACGAUGCCAGCACCAACAACGACGUCAAUGCCAACGACGUCAAUGCCAACGCCAGCCACGCCAACGCCAGCACCAACAACGACACCAACACCAACACCAACGCCUACGAUGCCAACACCAACACCAGCCACACCAACGCCAGCCACGCCAAUGCCAGCCAUGCCAACACCAACACCAGCACCAGCACCAUGCACGAAGGUGCCAACGACGACAACACCAACACCAACGAUGCCAACACCAUCCACACCAGUGCUGUGGGCAACGACAAGGGCCCCAGUCCAGCAGCUGCUUCUGAACAUUCCCAAGGCAGUGAAAAGCUCAUCACUGACCUUGAGAUGUUGGGAACAGGCCCAGUUACCUCUCUCCAUGCCCCUGUUGCUGAUCAGGAUGUUGAUAUGGAAUUAGAAGGGAGCCCACCAGCACUUGGGUCUUCACGCACAACAGGGGGUUUUUUACAUGGAAGGGCAUUGGGAAACACCUUAAACCAUGCCGAUUUUCCUAAGGUUCAUUCUGGUGAACGUUUUUUUACAGGCAGUUCUCAAGUGGACUACAAGAUUUUUGCUUAUCUGGUUUACAAAGACCCCGUUGAGCUUAAUGUUAUUCCUGAUCCUUUACUUCCUGCCAACACCAUCUUUCGUAUCUCUACUCUUCCUCCUCUGGAAUCUGGGGUUGUUUUGAAGAAAGUAGCUAAUCAGCUUGAGAGUGUCAAAGCUGCUCAUGUUUUUUUGCAAUCUAACUUGUCUGGUACUUGGCAGUGGAAUCUAAUGGGUCACUAUGACAAUUCUUUGUUGGAUAAUGAAUGCCAUAUUUUAUUUAUUCAUGCUCAGAUUGCUGACAUGGUUGCUGGGCGCAAGUGGCCAGCAGAUGUUGGCAAGUAUCCAAAUAAGACUGAAAUUAUUGGUCUUUUUGUGGCAAAAACUACCUGGCAUAAUUCUUAUGCCAAACUCUUUCCAACUGCUGAGGGCUAUGAAGAUAUGCUGGCUUGGCUGGAGGGUGAUCCCAAUUCUAAAUCAGACCUUGAGCUUUGGGGUGUCACAAAGUUGAAGUACACUCUUGUAGACUUGGAAGAAUGGCCUAAAAAGCAGAAAGGCAAGAAAGUAGUCAAGUCCAUGACGAAAUCUGCUGCCAAGUCUGCAAAGGGUGCAAAGGAGAAGGAGAAAGAAAAGAAGCAAGGAUCAGGCUCAGGCUCAGGUGUUGGGAAGGGAGACCAAAGAGAGUUGAAGCAGAAAGAAGUGGUCACAGAGCAGGUUGAUAAUAAGAAAAAGAGCCACAAGAAGAAAAAAGUUGCUGCUAGUGGUGAUCAUUUAAGCUGGAUGCUUCCAGCUCACUGUCUGACCUUUGCAAUUUUGCACUUGUUUAUGCUUUUAAAAAUGCUUGGUCCUUUGAUGGUUCUGAUGUUUCUGUGCCCUGGAGCCAAUGCUUUAGAUGAACAAGCAUUUCCAGAUAUUUCAUUCAAAGUGUUCAAUGAGUUUAUUGCACACAAUUUUAGCUCAAAAAUUACACUUGCAACUUACAGUUGA